GGCAGGGUCCGCGGGCCGGCGGGUGGGCGGGGAGCAGGCCGGGGGCGGCGCGCGGCUGGAACCUGAGCCGGCGGAGGAGGGACCCGCGGGCGGACGGGCGCCGGGCGGUCCGGCCGGGUUUCAGGAAGCACGGAGCUCCCGGCCGCCGGCGCCCAGCCGACCCUUAGACUGAGCAGUGAAGACAGGCCUGGGGCCGGCAUGGCGGAUCCCGGCGAAGGUCCCCGGGAGGUGGCUGAGCUCCCCGGGGAUGAGAGUGGCACCCAAGGCGGGGAGGCUUUCCCCCUCUCCUCCCUGGCCAAUCUGUUUGAGGGGGAGGAUGGCUCCCCUUCACCCUCACCGGCUGAUGCCAGUCGCCCUGCUGGCCCGGUCGAUGGGCGACCAAAUCUGCGCAUGAAGUUCCAGGGCGCCUUCCGCAAGGGGGUGCCCAACCCCAUUGACCUGCUGGAGUCCACCCUCUAUGAGUCCUCGGUGGUGCCUGGGCCCAAGAAAGCGCCCAUGGACUCGCUCUUUGACUAUGGCACCUGUCGUCACCACCCCAGUGACAACAAGAGGUGGAGGAAGAAGAUCAUAGAGAAACAGCCGCAGAGCCCCAAAGCCCCUGCCCCCCAGCCGCCCCCCAUCCUCAAAGUCUUCAACCGACCCAUCCUCUUUGACAUCGUGUCCCGGGGCUCCACCACUGACCUGGAUGGGCUGCUCCCGUUCUUGCUGACCCACAAGAAACGCCUGACUGAUGAGGAGUUUCGAGAGCCAUCCACCGGGAAGACCUGCUUGCCCAAGGCCUUGCUGAAUCUGAGCAACGGCCGCAACGACACCAUCCCUGUGCUGCUGGACAUCGCGGAGCGUACCGGGAACAUGCGGGAGUUCAUUAACUCACCCUUCCGUGACAUCUACUAUCGAGGUCAGACGGCCCUGCACAUUGCCAUCGAGCGCCGCUGCAAACACUACGUGGAGCUCCUCGUGGCCCAAGGAGCUGACGUCCACGCCCAGGCCCGUGGGCGCUUCUUCCAGCCCAAGGAUGAGGGGGGCUACUUCUACUUUGGGGAGCUGCCCCUGUCGCUGGCUGCCUGCACCAACCAGCCGCACAUUGUCAACUACCUGACGGAGAACCCGCACAAGAAGGCGGACAUGCGGCGGCAGGACUCGCGUGGCAGCACGGUGCUGCAUGCGCUGGUGGCCAUCGCCGACAACACGCGGGAGAACACCAAGUUCGUCACCAAGAUGUACGACCUGCUGCUGCUCAAGUGUGCCCGCCUCUUCCCCGACAGCAACCUGGAGGCCGUGCUCAACAAUGACGGCCUCUCGCCCCUCAUGAUGGCUGCCAAGACGGGCAAGAUUGGGAUCUUUCAGCACAUCAUCCGGCGGGAGGUGACGGAUGAGGACACACGGCACUUGUCGCGCAAGUUCAAGGACUGGGCCUACGGGCCAGUGUAUUCCUCACUUUAUGACCUCUCCUCUCUGGACACUUGUGGGGAAGAGGCCUCUGUGCUGGAGAUCCUGGUGUACAACAGCAAGAUUGAGGCAUGGUGGAUUAUGCCUGUAAUCCCAGCAUUUUGGAGGGCCAAGAACCGCCACGAGAUGCUGGCUGUGGAGCCCAUCAAUGAACUGCUGCGGGACAAGUGGCGCAAGUUCGGGGCCGUCUCCUUCUACAUCAAUGUGGCCUCUUACCUGUGCGCCAUGGUCAUCUUCACCCUCACCGCCUACUACCAACCGCUGGAGGGCACGCCGCCGUACCCUUACCGCACCACGGUGGACUACCUGCGGCUGGCUGGCGAGGUCAUUACGCUGUUCACUGGGGUUCUGUUCUUCUUCACCAAUAUCAAAGACUUGUUCAUGAAGAAAUGCCCUGGAGUGAAUUCUCUCUUCAUCGAUGGCUCCUUCCAACUGCUAUACUUCAUCUACUCUGUGCUGGUGAUCGUCUCAGCAGCCCUCUACCUGGCUGGGAUUGAGGCCUACCUGGCCGUGAUGGUCUUUGCCCUGGUCCUGGGCUGGAUGAAUGCCCUUUACUUCACCCGUGGGCUGAAGCUGACGGGGACUUACAGCAUCAUGAUCCAGAAGAUCCUCUUCAAGGACCUUUUCCGCUUCCUGCUCGUCUACUUGCUCUUCAUGAUCGGCUAUGCUUCAGCCCUGGUCUCCCUCCUGAACCCAUGUGCCAACAUGAAGGUGUGCAAUGAGGACCAGACCAACUGCACGGUGCCCACUUACCCAUCAUGCCGCGACAGCGAGACCUUCAGCACCUUCCUCCUGGACCUGUUCAAGCUGACCAUCGGCAUGGGCGACCUGGAGAUGCUGAGCAGCACCAAGUACCCUGUGGUCUUCAUCAUCCUGCUGGUGACCUACAUCAUCCUCACGUUCGUGCUGCUCCUGAACAUGCUCAUCGCCCUCAUGGGCGAGACGGUGGGCCAGGUCUCCAAGGAGAGCAAGCACAUCUGGAAGCUGCAGUGGGCCACCACCAUCCUGGACAUCGAGCGCUCCUUCCCCGUGUUCCUGAGGAAGGCCUUCCGCUCUGGGGAGAUGGUCACCGUGGGCAAGAGCUCAGACGGCACUCCUGACCGCAGAUGGUGCUUCAGGGUGGAUGAGGUGAACUGGUCUCACUGGAACCAGAACUUGGGCAUCAUCAAUGAGGACCCGGGCAGGAAUGAAACCUACCAGUAUUACGGCUUCUCACACACCGUGGGCCGCCUCCGCAGGGAUCGUUGGUCAUCGGUGGUGCCCCGCGUGGUGGAACUGAACAAGAACUCCAACCCAGACGAGGUGGUGGUGCCUCUGGACAGCAUGGGGAACCCCCGCUGCGACGGCCACCAGCAGGGUUACCCCCACAAGUGGAGGACUGAUGACUCCCCGCUCUAGGGACUUCGGCCCAGCCCCAGCCUCUCCGCCGGCCCAUUUCUAGUCCACCCGCAUUUCAGCAGUGCCUUCUGGGGUGUCCCCCAACGCCCUGCUUUGGCCCCAGAGGCGAGGGCCCAGUGGAGGUGCCAGGGAGGCCCCAGGACCCUCUGGUCCCUAGGAUCUGCCUCCCCGCUCCAGGAUGGGGGCUCCCGGCUGCCUGUCUCGCUCCUGUGGAGUCACAUAAGCCAACGCCAGGGCCCCUCCACCCACAGGGCUCAGGCCCUGGCCCCUGCCUCUCCUUUAUUUAUUUGCUCUGCUCUCAGGAAGUGGCAUGACCCCUGCCCCAGCUGGAACCUGGCAGAGGCCUCAGGACCCCGUUCCAGGUGCACUGCCUGGCCAAGCCCCAGCCCCAGCCUGAGCUGCACGCGCCACCAUGUGCGGCAGCAUGGCAGCUUUGCAAGGGGCUGGAGCCCUCGGCGUGGGGCCGUGCCUUCUGUGUGUUCUGUAGAGUGUCUGGGAUUUGCCGGUGCUCAAUAAAUGUUUAUUCAUUGAUGGUG
Messenger RNA from Callithrix jacchus (white-tufted-ear marmoset), 3383 nucleotides. RefSeq names its product transient receptor potential cation channel subfamily V member 4 (gene TRPV4). Gene Ontology annotation, molecular function: calcium channel activity; protein binding. Gene Ontology annotation, cellular component: plasma membrane; cilium. The record is from RefSeq and is a predicted model, not a curated record. Lineage: Eukaryota; Metazoa; Chordata; Mammalia; Primates; Cebidae. Gene Ontology annotation, biological process: osmosensory signaling pathway; calcium ion import across plasma membrane; actin filament organization.